Messenger RNA from Prosopis cineraria, 630 nucleotides. RefSeq lists its product as uncharacterized. The record is from RefSeq and is a predicted model, not a curated record. The coding region runs from base 1 to 630 and encodes 209 amino acids. The transcript is spliced from 2 exons. Lineage: Eukaryota; Viridiplantae; Streptophyta; Magnoliopsida; Fabales; Fabaceae.
AUGGUAGAGCAGAGAUUUACCAUUCUAGGACGAGUCUACACACUAUCUCAGAAGGAGGCAAGAGUGUCAUUGAAUUUGAUAAAAGAGAGUUUGGGACUUCCUUUACAUGAAUUGCCUUAUGUGAUUAAAUUGUCUACGCCAUCUAGGUCGUUUGAUAUGACCAAUAAGGCAUGUUUGAAUAUAGAAGUAAAGUUUGAAAAUCAUUCGACCACUCUAGAUUUAAUCCAGAUUCCUAUAAAAGGUUUGGACGUGAUUAUCGGUAUGAAUCAGUUGAUGGCAAAUAAUGCCACCUUGAACUGUGCUAGGAAGAUAGUUUUGUUACCUGUACAUACUACACUGGUUAAUAUUCCUAGCGAGUCUAAGCUUUUAUUAGUGGUACAAGCAGAGAAAUUGAUGCAACAAGGGUGUAUGGCUUAUAUAGUUUUCUUCUCAGUGCAUGGGGUCUACGAUAGAAGUAUUGAUAAGAUUGGGGUAGUGAAUGAAUUCCCUGAGGUAUUUACGACUGAAAUGUCCGGUUUACCUCCAGAAAGGGAAGUGGAGUUCACCAUAGACCUAGUGCCAAGAACUGAACCAAUCUCAAAAGCACCAUAUCAGAUGUCACUAAUGGAGUUAGCUGAGUUGAAGAAGUAA